CUCGGAUUGCGACAAAAAAGCAGGUGAUGCGGUGCCUUAUCCCUUGAAGUGAUCUUACUCGUCCCCUCGUGACCACCAGUCCACCACGAUUCUCUACUUUCUUCCCAAGCCCCCACUCGCUUUCUCGCCAUAUCAGCAAAUCACCCCUUUUCUGGGUUUCUCCUGUUGCUUUUCCACUCAUUCUCAGUCAUCACUCCAUCUAAACUUGUGUUUUUGGAGGUUCGAACUAGUAGGGAGAGAGAUGGGUUCGCAAGGAGAUGUGAGGAAUGGAGAAGAAGAGAACAUGGCAGCUUGGCUGGUCGCAGUCAACACCCUCAAGAUUCAACCUUUCAAGCUCCCUUCACUGGGUUCUUCUUUAUCUCUUACUUAUUCCUCUGGUUUCUUUUACUGCAAACUACUGAUAUUCCUCUGCAAAUAGGAUGAUAACACAUAAACCCCCUUUCGGCCUAGUGGGUUUUGCUUUGAUUGAAUUAAUUAACUUCUCUACACUCUUCUAGUUGAUUCGAUUCUAAAGUUGAAAGCUUUGUGCUGUCUUAGGACCGCAUGAUGUUAGAGUAAGGAUGAAAGCUGUUGGAAUCUGUGGGAGUGAUGUUCACUACCUUAAGGUCACCUUCUUUGGUCCGUUAUUCCUUGAUUAUUACGAUUGAUUAAUACCCGCAUUAGAGAGGAUUGUAACUGGAUUCCCCACUACCUAGUUUCUCCCCUAUCAAGUGGGAACUCUAUUCUGAAUUGGGACCAAGUUGUUGAAAAAAUGGAUGAUUUGUCCUUACCAUCGUCCUGUCAAUCUUUUUGCAGACCUUGAGAUGUGCACAUUUUGUGGUGGAAGAACCAAUGGUGAUUGGCCACGAGUGUGCUGGAAUCGUGGAGGAGAUUGGUAGUGAAGUAACCCAUCUUGUUCCGGGGGAUCGCGUAGCACUAGAGCCCGGGAUCAGCUGCUGGAGAUGCAGCUACUGCAAACAAGGCAGCUACAAUCUCUGUCCCGAGAUGAAGUUCUUCGCAACUCCACCUGUUCAUGGCUCUCUGGCCAAUCAGGUGGUGCAUCCAGCAGACCUUUGUUUCAAGCUGCCGGAGGAUAUCACCUUGGAGGAAGGAGCAAUGUGUGAACCCUUGAGCGUUGGGGUCCAUGCUUGUCGUCGAGCCAAUGUUGGUCCCGAGACUAAUGUCUUGAUCAUGGGAGCUGGGCCCAUUGGCCUCGUCGCGCUGCUGGCUGCUCGUGCUUUCGGGGCACCAAGGGUUGUUAUUGUGGAUGUGGACGAGUUUCGCUUAUCUGUUGCCAAGGAUCUUGGUGCUAGUGAGACUGUUAAAGUUUCUACCAAUGAGGAGGAUGUGGCUGGAGAAGUGGAACUGAUAAAGAAAGCCAUGGGAGAAUCAGUGGACAUAACUUUGGAUUGUGCAGGCUUCAACAAGACCAUGACGACUGCACUGAAUGCCACGAGGCCAGGUGGCAAAGUGUGUCUCGUGGGAAUGGGUCACAAUGAGAUGACAGUGCCACUCACUCCUGCAGCAGCAAGGGAGGUAGACGUGGUUGGCGUGUUUCGGUACAAGAACACAUGGCCGCUGUGCAUAGAGUUCUUGAGGAGUGGGAAGAUAGAUGUGAAGCCGCUGAUAACUCACAGGUUUGGCUUUUCACAGAAGGAGGUUGAAGAUGCGUUUGAGACCAGCGCUCGUGGUGGGUCUGCCAUCAAAGUCAUGUUUAACCUCUGAGCAUUGAAGAAAUAUUGAAACGAGAGAGAAAAGGCUUACAUAUGAUUAUACAGGUCCUAUUUUUUCUUUUUCUUUUUCAAAAGAUAAUCAUAUAUUGAUACUAAAAAAGAUCAUUACACCAUUUGCCGCA
Messenger RNA from Linum tenue, 1834 nucleotides. The record is from the annotation of a GenBank genome assembly. Lineage: Eukaryota; Viridiplantae; Streptophyta; Magnoliopsida; Malpighiales; Linaceae.